CGAGGAGAUUAUAGUCGAUUAAAUAAUUUGUGAUGCGAUUAUUAAAGUGAUUGCAGUGAGAGAUUUUGGGGAUUAUUUAAAAUUUUUCUAAAUUCUACAAACAACCCGAUCCAAUUGUCAGCAAAGCUUAAAUACAUUAAGUGAAAUCUUAUUGUCAUUUAUUUAAAUAUCAAAUUAAUAAUGGAACGUGCGUCUCACUACCAUUGUUCUGUGUGUUGUAAAGAUUUCAAAGAAUUUAUUAUUUUCGAAGGACAUCUCACGUUAUCUCAGAAAUGUCGUGAAAACGUCGGAGCUUACAUGCAAUGCUACGAGUGUCCAGAGAAAUUUCAUAAUUUAGCUGCGCUAAAAUACCAUCUUCAAAAUCAUGCAUCUAAAUCUUACUGCUCAAAAAAAAUGCCAUUCUUGUCAAGUAAGGCUAAUACUGAUGGCAACAAUGAACUCAAAAACAAUUCCAAAUCCUGUGCUGAGAUUCAUGGGCUUCAUGACAAAACGGUCGGAAUAGCUGUUGACCAAGAAGCGAUAUCCGAAACACCGGAAACAACUACUUUCUGUUGCGGUGAUUGUGGGAAAGGAUACCCAACGACGUUCCAACUCAACCAACAUUCAAUCAAACAUUGUUACACGGUACAUAGUACAAAGAGCCUGAUGGCACCUGGACGGAUGACUGGGACGAUGUCACUUUCAGGGAAUAAAAGCCAAAGCCACCUUUAUUUUCAAUGUUCACUUUGUAAAGAGGAAUUUUUUACUAUUCGUCUGAUGACUAAACACCUACGAUUUCAUGCGUUUGGAACGUACGGUUGCAAUAUUUGUAAGCUUAUGUUCACACGAAAGACUUUGAAUCAGCAUCAGAAAGUAUUUCAUCCUGAAAAUACGGGCUCGAACCAUUUGCACACCAACCGUCAAUGUUAUAUUUGCAAAAAAACCGUCGCUCAGACAAACCUAACCCAACACUUGGAAGACCACAAAAUUGAAGCAGAAACUGGCAAGAUUUGCAACGUUCAAUUUAACGAAAUAUCGUUGGUCAAAAAUCAGAAAUUAUUCCAGCUGCAAGUGUUAAAUGGUGAUCGUAAAAAGCAAUUGAACAAAUUGCGACAGAUCAAACGAUUAAGUAAACGAGCGUUCCGAAAAAAUGACAACUUGCAACAUCAUCUUAUGAAGACUCGUUUCAAUAAAGGAGUCAGUGAAAAUUUGAUGGAUAUAGAAAUUGAAGCCACGUCUGUCCAGGCUUCUAACACUUUCUCCUACGAAUGUUAUGUUUGCAAAAAACAUUUUCGAACGUUUGGCGACCUGCAUGAUCACAUGCAAAAGCACUUCAUUUUUGAACGAUGGACUGAUCCGGCGAAUGUUUAUUUAUCCAAUUGGAGUCCGGCAAAGUCUCAGGAAAUAUUACAAAAUGAACCGUUGGUGCUCGUUGAAAAUUUGAAAUCGUUGAACGAUUUCUAUCAUCGAAACGAUCACCCAUGUCAACAACUAUCAAAUGUUGAAAAUUUGCUUGCGACCAGAAUCGUCGACUUUACUGAAAAGGGUAAACGAAAUGAAAACGAUUCCAGCGAAAUACUCGAAAGUGAUAACGACGAUGACGAUGUCGUAUUCACUUCGGAAAUAUCUAACAUUAAAUAAACGACUUAUAGUUGUAUCCAUUUAAUAUUUUAAUGAAUUGACAAAUUAAAUGUACAAAAAGUCGUUGAAAUAGGGAAAUGAGAUGGGAAUUUUUUACAAUUACAAAAGAGAGUGUAUUCAACA
Bradysia coprophila is the source of this 1743-nucleotide messenger RNA. RefSeq lists its product as uncharacterized. NCBI's taxonomy places the organism in Eukaryota, Metazoa, Arthropoda, Insecta, Diptera, Sciaridae. The record is from RefSeq and is a predicted model, not a curated record.